This is a messenger RNA of Eriocheir sinensis (Chinese mitten crab), 1277 nucleotides long. Its product is annotated as oplophorus-luciferin 2-monooxygenase non-catalytic subunit-like. Gene Ontology annotation, molecular function: protein binding. The transcript has 4 exons. NCBI's taxonomy places the organism in Eukaryota, Metazoa, Arthropoda, Malacostraca, Decapoda, Varunidae. The record is from RefSeq and is a predicted model, not a curated record. Gene Ontology annotation, cellular component: plasma membrane. The coding region runs from base 128 to 1189 and encodes 353 amino acids.
CUUCAGUGGAUGUCCGCCUAGGCGCACAUCCGCGAAAGUGUCAUUAUCCAAAGCAUCGUGCAACUACGAACAGUAGUCUAGAGUGUUUUGAUAAUUGCUGUCCAACGGGUUUUUAUCUACCAGCACAAUGAAGUAUAAGGUGUUACUUACAUUUGUGGUGACCCUGGCCUUGCGGGUGGAUGCGUGGACCUGGUUGUGGUGGAGCAGUAGUGGUGGUGGUGGUGAGAAGGGGUCUGUGUCUGAAGCACUGUGUCCUGAGCCGCAGGACAUUCUUCCCUGCAUUUGUACCAACGCCUCCCUGUCCUCGAUGAAGAUGGACUGCUCAGAAAUACUAGACGAGUACGAACUGAUGAAUGUAUUUUCUGCUUUCUUCCCGGUUACCGAGUUCAAUGAGCUCGUUAUCGCCAAUAAUGACUACCUGAUCACUUUGCCCAAUGGGGUGUUUAAUGACGUGUCCUUCAGGACUAUUUCGAUACACGGAGGAGUUUUAGAGGUCAUAGAAGAAGCAGCCCUUACCUCCAGUUUCACUACGGCCCAAUAUCUCAUGUUUCAUCAGAAUAAGAUCUCAGAUUUUCCCUUUCACGUUUUAUCCUCUUUCACCGAUUUGAAGAGUCUGAGCCUCGCUGAUAACAACCUUCAGGAGCUGCCCGAUCUGUCCUCAGCCACCCUGGAACACUUGUACCUGGACAAUAAUCCGCUGGAGCAGGUAGCCGCCACUACCUUUGCCAACACACCUGCGCUCUCUGUUAUUUACCUUCAGGAAACUCGUCUUCAAGAGAUUGUUCCAGGCACCUUCAGCGGUCUGCCUAAUUUGGAAAUGGUCUACCUUUUCCGCAACUACCUGACGGAGGUGCCAGAGGGGGCUGUGGAGUUUCCUGAUGUCGACGGUUCAGUGUUCCUCAGCCUCAAUAAUAUCAGCACGGUCGCCCCCAACGCCUUUACCGGCAUGACGGGCGGUAAGGUGGAGGUGCAGUACAACAACCUGUCGGAGCUUCCGGAGGAGGUUUGGCGGCCGUUGCUUGAGGAGGGUGUCAACAUUAGCCCCUACGGUAAUCCUCUCGUCUGCGGGUGUGAUAUCGCUUGGCUUCUAAACUCGUCUUUCAUCGGCCAAAUUGAGCCAAUGCUUACCACCUGCGAGAACGGAGACAAGCUCGCCUUGCUGGACCCCGAAGAUUAUGCCGAUUGUUGAGUUAUCUGGCAACUCUUUGCAUUUGAUUGUCCUGCCCUAUAAAAAGAAAUAAUAAAUAGAUUAAUAAAUAAAUAACAAAGCCCGUUCA